AUGGUCUCCUCCCCGGCAUCUUCGACCACGCUUGCCAACCUCGGGCUUCUUCACCACAAGCUAGAGCUAGAGUGUGGCUUUGUCAUCCAGCCAAAGGGCCACCUUGAACCCCAUAUCAGCAAUCUUCCGCGACGGAGGGUGGUCAGGAGGAGGGUUGUAGAGAGCGAGAGCGAGGACGAGGACGGGGAUAAGGCCAGCGCCAAGACAGAGUCCUCGCAUUCGCUCAAAGACGCGGACGAACCUCAUCCCGUGCGCAUACAAGCCCUCGGCGAGAACACAGACGUAUGCGUCUCCGUCGCAGAGGUGGAAGGAUGGGACGGGGACGUCGUUCGCGUCGACGAGGAAGAAGAGAAUGACUGUGGUGUACCGACUUCGCCGCGGUCGACGUUCCUCGAGCUGGUGUCGAAGGGGUCGGCGUUGCGAAAGGUGCUGGUUGUCGGGACCCGGGUAAAUGUGUUUGCUGUUGGACUGGGGAUACUCUGCCGGCGUAGUGGGAAGGAUAUGAUAGAGACGUAUAUGGAGCUGCAUGACACGGGUGGGUUGGAGGAUGCAUGGAGGGGUUUGUUGAGUCGGGAUGGCGUCGAGUGGGUCGCAGGAGAGGACAAUUAG
Molecule: messenger RNA, 609 nt
Organism: Desarmillaria tabescens
Lineage: Eukaryota; Fungi; Basidiomycota; Agaricomycetes; Agaricales; Physalacriaceae
Exons: 1
Coding region: 1-609 (202 amino acids)
Source: RefSeq, a predicted model, not a curated record